This is a messenger RNA of Ictidomys tridecemlineatus (thirteen-lined ground squirrel), 1631 nucleotides long. It is a transcript of the gene Cnn2, whose product is annotated as calponin 2. The record is from RefSeq and is a predicted model, not a curated record. Gene Ontology annotation, molecular function: actin filament binding. Gene Ontology annotation, biological process: actin filament organization; actomyosin structure organization. NCBI's taxonomy places the organism in Eukaryota, Metazoa, Chordata, Mammalia, Rodentia, Sciuridae. Gene Ontology annotation, cellular component: focal adhesion; actin cytoskeleton.
GGCGGCGCCGCCGGCCAGUCCCGCGGUGGCCGUGCAGCCAUGAGCUCCUCGCAGUUCAACAAGGGGCCCGCGUACGGGCUCUCGGCCGAGGUCCGCAGCCGGCUCCUGUCUAAAUACGACCCUCAGAAGGAGGCAGAGCUUCGCACCUGGAUCGAGGGUCUCACGGGCCUCUCCAUCGGCCCCGACUUCCAGAAGGGUCUGAAGGAUGGGGUCAUCUUAUGCACGCUCAUGAACAAGCUUCAGCCGGGCUCUGUCCCCAAGAUCAACCACUCCAUGCAGAACUGGCACCAGCUAGAAAACCUCACCAACUUCAUCAAGGCCAUGGUCAGCUACGGCAUGAACCCCGUGGACCUGUUCGAGGCCAACGACCUCUUUGAGAGUGGGAACAUCACGCAGGUCCAGGUGGCCCUGCUGGCACUGGCUGGGAAGGCCAAGACAAAAGGGCUGCAGAGCAGUGUGGACAUCGGGGUCAAGUACUCGGAGAGGCAGCAGCGGAACUUUGAUGAUGCCACCAUGAAGGCGGGCCAGUGCGUCAUCGGGCUGCAGAUGGGCACCAACAAGUGCGCCAGUCAGUCAGGCAUGACGGCGUAUGGCACCAGGAGGCAUCUCUGUGACCCCAAGAACCACAUCCUGCCACCCAUGGACCACUCCACCAUCAGCCUGCAGAUGGGCACCAACAAGUGUGCCAGCCAGGUGGGCAUGACCGCGCCUGGGACCCGGCGGCACAUCUAUGACACCAAGCUGGGGACGCACAGGUGUGACAGCUCCUCCAUGUCCUUGCAGAUGGGCUACACACAGGGGGCCAGCCAGAGCGGCCAGGUCUUUGGCCUGGGCCGCCAGAUAUACGACCCCAAGUACUGCCCACAAGGCCCUGUGGCAGAUGGCGGUGCGGUGGGCACCAGCGACGGCCCCGGGGAGGCCUCGGAACGUCCCCCCUACCUGGGAGAGCCUGGCUGCUGAGGCCCCAGUGUGCUGGGUCCCCUGCCUGCAGCAGCACCCACCUGGGCUCUGGGGGGUUUCUGGGUUCUCGCUUGUUUUUUAAAGCAUUGCCAGGCAGGUCUGGGCAGCUGGGGGGGGCAGGGCCUUUCCCUCCCUGCUCGGGAUUCACAGACUGAGCUGGGCCAAGGUCCUCGGACACCCGGGAGCAGAUUUCCCAGGGGCAGUGGACCUAGCUUUAUGGGGGAGGGGGGGGAGGGGGGCAGCGGGGAAGGUGGCCCCCCCCCAAUGGCUUCCCGUUUCCUCAUCUCUUCCCCCUACGCCUGUGGGUUUUUGUACCGGCUGAAGUUUCAGGAAGUUUUAACCAAAGAAAACGAUAUUUUUUAUUUUUUUUUCAGGAGGAAGGGGAGGGGAUGGUAGAGGGGAGUGCUCAGAAAUGGGCCUCCUUGGAGGGGUCCAGGACACGGAGUCUCAGUGGUUGGGGAAAACCAGACCCGGCUCACCAAGGGUCCCCCUCCCCUCAGAUCCUGUAGGUUUUAAAGACCUCCCCCGGCAGCUCUUCCCCUUCUGGGUCCACCAGCUAGUAUCCCUCACCUCCUACUGCACAUGACCCCCACCCAGGGGCCCUGGACAUUGAGAUAAUGUGAAAUGCCAGUGCGGACCAAAAGCAAUAAAGACCUCUGUUUACAAGAAAA